AUGACAGAAAAACGAACAAUUUUAUUAUUAGGAAGAACCGGAAACGGAAAAUCUACAAUGGCAAAUGUAAUCAGUAAUACUGGCCAUUUUGCGGAAAGUGAAUAUGGAGUUAGUGAGACAAGGGGUAUCCAAGAAGGGAUAUUUAGAGUAAGGAAGGAAAAUGUUGAUUUUCAUAUAGUAGAUACAAUUGGAAUUGGUGAUACUAGAUUUGAUGAAAAAGAGGUUUUGUUAAAAUUAGCCGAAGCAACUAACGCUAUUAAAAAUGGCUUAAAUCAGAUAUUAUUUGUGACUAGUGGCAGAUUUACUGAGGAAGAAGUAAGAGCCUAUAACUUAUUACGAACAGUUUUUUUUGCGGAAGAUAUUGGGGAAUAUACGACAAUUGUCCGAACCAAGUUUCCAAGUUUUCGCAAGGUAGAAAAAUGUAAAAACGAUAAAGAGAAAAUGAUUGCAGAAAAUGAUGAUGUAGGAGACAUAAUUCGUUCUUGUAAAAAACUUAUUCAUGUUAAUAACUUAACUGAGGAAGAAGACCCUGAAUUGAAAUCACGGAAAGAGUGUCGCGACAUAUUAAGGGCUCACUUAAAGUUUAAUUGCGGAACAAUUUAUCGUCCGAGAAAUCUUGAUGAGGCCAAUGAAAGAAUAAGAAAUCAUAUGACUGACCGCGAGAAAACUCAAAAGCAAAUGGAUGACCUUAAUGAAAAAAUAAAGCAAUCGGAAGAAAGAGCCAAGAAUUCUGAUGCGGAAGCACGAAAAAGAGAAGAAAGAUUGCGACAACAAUACAACGAUAGUCUGAAAAAUUUGGCAAAUCAAAAGGAACAGCAGAAUGAGAGUUUAGUCAAAGCAAUGGCUGAACAAAUGAAUUCUAAGUUGAGUACGAUAGAAAAAGGACAUAACCAAAUAGUCGAUAAUUUGCAAAGUAGAAUGACUUAUUUAGUUAAUCAAUUAGAGAAAAAAGAUAGAGAAUAUAAGGCAUCAAUGAACAACCAAUUAAGAAAUCAAAAAGAACUUUACGAAUCGUUGAGAUUUUCUUCAGGCUUACACUACUCUUUGCAAGAAACCAAAGGAAUUUAUUUUGAGGCUAAAGAAAUUGUUGAAAGCAGAUAUCAAUACUUAGAUGAAAAAGAUUUUGAGUGGCAGAGUGGAGAAAUCCAACCCACUGAUGAAGAGUUAGAUUUAUUGGAAGAGGCCUUUAACGAGGCCUCUUGGGCUUUUGAUUUUUUAAUUAUUGGUGAGGAAAAAGAUAAGAGAGAAAAAAAAAAGAACUUACAAAAUCAGAUUAAUUCUCUCCAAAAUCAGUCAAAUAAUAAUAAUGAAGAAAAGAUUAGAGAUUUACAAAGACAAAUUGAUGAGUUAAAAAAUAAACCUUCGCUUCCUAACUCCGAUACUUCUCCUUCAUCAAAAGAUAAUGAUAGUAGUCUUUUAAUAGAGAUUUGUAUAGGUCUUGGAGUAUUCUUAAUUGUAUUAGCAACAGGUUUUUUAAUAUUUACAAAAAGAAAAAAACAGGGAGUUUAA
Molecule: messenger RNA, 1509 nt
Organism: Entrophospora candida
Lineage: Eukaryota; Fungi; Glomeromycota; Glomeromycetes; Entrophosporales; Entrophosporaceae
Source: the annotation of a GenBank genome assembly